This is a messenger RNA of Xylaria bambusicola, 1912 nucleotides long. RefSeq lists its product as uncharacterized. Gene Ontology annotation, cellular component: mitochondrion. Lineage: Eukaryota; Fungi; Ascomycota; Sordariomycetes; Xylariales; Xylariaceae. The transcript is spliced from 2 exons. The coding region runs from base 122 to 1597 and encodes 491 amino acids. Gene Ontology annotation, molecular function: 2-octaprenyl-6-methoxyphenol hydroxylase activity; oxidoreductase activity, acting on paired donors, with incorporation or reduction of molecular oxygen, NAD(P)H as one donor, and incorporation of one atom of oxygen; FAD binding. The record is from RefSeq and is a predicted model, not a curated record. Gene Ontology annotation, biological process: ubiquinone biosynthetic process.
GCCCGGUAUGGAUUGGCACUGACUCUUGGCAUGAGCUACCUUCUACCUAGGUAUAUCCAGGUAUUUUUCGAUCAUCAUCCCACUACCGAUGGGUGUUUGAAGUGCUGUGCAAGCAAGCAGCAUGGACGCAAUCAAGCUAGCAACUCGACGCCUGCGAUUGUCGCCACUAAAUAUAUGCAGAAGCUGCAACAGGAAGCUGAAGCAAUCGCUGGCUAGAUCAUAUGCGACUGCUCCCCAACCUGACAUCUACGAUGUUGUCUGUAUUGGUGGCGGGCCAGCGGGCCUCAGUCUUCUUGCUGCAUUGAAGGCAAACCCCAUCACCGCCGAUCUACGGGUGGCGCUCGUCGAAGCUCAGGACCUAGGCAAGCUACGGUCAUGGCAGCUCUCCCCCGAUAGCUUUUCGAAUCGCUGUAGCUCUCUCACGCCGUCUUCAGCCAAGUUCCUCGACCAGAUUGGUGCCUGGAGGCAUUUACAACGAGAUCGAGUUCAGCCAUACCACGAGAUGCAAGUCUGGGAUGGUGUAUCGGAUGCGCGCAUUGAAUUUGACUGGGCGCCAGGGUCGGCUACAAACGGACGUACCAUCGCAUAUAUGAUUGAGAACCUAAACCUUACAUCGGGUCUCCUAAAACGUAUCGACGAGCUCAGUGGCAUUACGACGUUCAACAGCGCUCGUGUAGAGAAUAUUACCCUAGGCGAAGAGACAGAGGAGCUGGAUCUCCGGCAGUGGCCGAUUGUUCAUCUUGGUGGAGGGAAGCAACUAGCAGCUCGGCUACUCGUCGGUGCAGACGGGGCUAACAGUCCGGUGAGAACCUUUGCCGGUAUUGAUAGCAAGGGUUGGGAUUACGGACGCCACGGCGUUGUCGCGACGUUAGAGUUAGAAGGCAACGGCUGGGCUGGAGACGACAUGAAGAUUGCCUACCAGAGGUUUCUACCCACAGGGCCAAUUGCCAUGCUACCUCUUCCCGGCAAUCGCUCAACCCUCGUCUGGUCUACGACACCACAAAAUGCGGCAUUGUUGAAGAGCAUUUCGGCAAAAGAUUUUAUCGCUCUUGUCAAUGCUGCCUUUCGUCUCAGCCCCGUGGAUUUGCGAUUCAUGCACACGAUGAGUUCGGGACAUGAGGGAGAAUUAGCUUGGAGGCUGCAGCACACGCGGUUCAACGCCCAAUCCGUACCACAGAAUGUCGUCGGCGUACAGGAGGGCACUGUCGCGUCUUUCCCCCUGAGAAUGCGCCACGCAGAUACCUAUAUCGGCGAGCGCGUAGCAUUAGUAGGUGAUGCUGCGCACACUAUCCAUCCACUUGCCGGCCAAGGUCUCAACCAAGGACAAGGUGAUGUAGAAACCCUAGCCAAGACCAUCGACUACGCGGUAUCACACGGCCAGGAUAUUGGAGCGCGUAUGUCCUUGGAAUCAUACACCUCGGAACGAUACGUUGCAAAUCACAUCAUGCUCGGUGUAGUAGACAAGCUGCAUAAGCUAUAUUCGGUUGAGAGCGGGCCGCUUGUCCCGCUGCGCUCAUGGGGUUUGAGCGCCGUCAAUGCGAUGGGGCCUCUCAAGGGAUUCUUUAUGCAGCAAGCUGCUGGCACCAAACUAUUCUAAGCCUACGCUGACUGACUGUAUUAGUAUUUAGGCCCGUAUCAUUGUUGCUCACUGUCACUUUUUGGUGUAUUCUAAACUGUACAAGUAGCAGGCCGUAGUAGCUAUCGGCUGGGAUCUGACAAGAAUUUGCUCUGAUCUGGCUGAACUAAAUUAAUAGAUACAUAGACAUCAAAGGCUCCAACCAUGUGCAAGGUUUGUGCCAGCUCUAAUUCAUCUCAGCAGCGUAUACUCAUAUAGAAUAUACUUCAAAAUGUUCGACCUUUUCGCAAGUUUACUAUUUCUAUAGAGUGAAGAUAAUUUUUACAUUCAAACCAG